GCCGCUAACCCGCCGUGGUCUUCGCGUCGAUGUUCGGCUUCACGCGAAUGACUUGGAGGUCGACAUCUCCACCAUCCUCCACAUGGCGCCCAAGACGUACGGAGACGAGGGCGACGAGCCUGCAGCGCCCUACCACGAAUCCUCCGACGAAGACUUCGACCCCGACUCCGUCCCCGCCGACGACGCCCCAAGUUCAUCCGAGGAGGAAGACGCAGCAGCACCAACAGGGCGCGCCGGGAAACGGAAAGCGCGCACCGACGACGAACUCGGUUCCGGUGAUGAGGCCACGAUAGAAGCCGCUCGGAAGACGAGGGCCAAGAAGCGGAAGAAGGGCAGCAACGAUGGCGGCGAGGAUUUGCCAGUGUCGGAAGACGAAGGCGGCGAAGGUGGGCUGAUCAAGACCAGAGCACAGCGCGCAGUGGAGCAGAAGGCGACGAGACCACUGGCGAGGACAGAGGGGGCGACCGUGGAUGUCGAAGCACUAUGGGCACAGCUGAUGGCCGCGCCGUUGCGCCCCGUACAGCCAGCGCCCGUCCACGAGACCUCUGCAAGCAAAGACGCCGCCCCAGCCGCCGCCCCAGCCGCCGCCCCAGCAGUCACCCAAACAGCAGACCCCCCCGUUGAAGAAGGGCUCCUCACAGUCACAAAGACCUUUGUCUUCGCCGGUCAACACACAACAGAGGAGAAGCAGAUCCCGCGCUCCGCCCUCGCAGCGUACACCGCAGAAGGCUGGAAACCCGCAUCCGCCGUCAAGCCCCCAGAAGCCGCUGAAGACGCCACGCCGAAGACCGCAGACGCGCAGAUUCGCCGUCCGCCAAGACGCCCAAGCCGCUUCGACCCCAACCCCACGGGCUACGUCCGCGCCCUCGCGCCCGAGCACCAACUCACAUGGCCGCGCAAGACCGCCCUACCCGCCGCACCACCGCCGCACAGUACGCUCGAUGGGCCGAAGAAGCCCGAGAAGGCGACAAAACUCAACGUCGUGGACAAGAGCCGUAUGGACUGGACGGGCUUCGUGGACAAAGAGGGCAUUGCCGAGGAGCUGCAGGAGCACGGCAAAUCCAAGGAUAACUACAUGAGCAGACGAGAUUUCCUGGCUGGUGUCGAGGCACGACGCGAGGAGGAAGGCCGGAAAGGCAGAGUUGCGAAUGCGACGGCGUUGGCGUAGGACGCGCUGGAGGAUGCGUUCGCCAAGUUAUGAUACCCCGUCUCGCUACUAUCUCUCUACCCCGU
Messenger RNA from Macroventuria anomochaeta, 1233 nucleotides. Its product is annotated as BCNT-domain-containing protein. The record is from RefSeq and is a predicted model, not a curated record. NCBI's taxonomy places the organism in Eukaryota, Fungi, Ascomycota, Dothideomycetes, Pleosporales, Didymellaceae. The transcript has a single exon. Bases 83 to 1168 code for a protein of 361 amino acids.